AGAGCCUCCCCCAGCCCCCGAAACUUGCGGUAGCAUGCAAGCCGCCUUUUCUUUUCAUAGCUGGUGAGCGAAUUGGUGGUCUAUCCUCCUCGAGGUAGGCCGCCGGCCCGCGGAGAGUUGUUUGAGGAGAUCGUGGAGAAUUUUAAUGUGCUCGUCGGACCAUUUCUUUCUCCUUUGCUGGCGUUGUCUGGUCUUUCACGCGAAGUGUUCCGUUCUGCUGAAUCUCAGGGGCUUGUUUUGCUCGCCAGAGACGUCAGCAGCCAUGGUGAACGUUCCGAAGACGAAGAAGGCCUUCUGCAGUGGCAAGGACUGCAAGAAACAUACCCUUCACAAGGUCACUCAAUAUAAAAAGGGGAAGGAUAGCUUGUAUGUGCAAGGCAAGAGGCGUUAUGACAGGAAGCAGUCGGGAUAUGGUGGCCAGACGAAACCAGUCUUCCACAAGAAGGCGAAGACCACCAAGAAAAUCGUCCUUCGACUUCAAUGCCAGACAUGCAAGCACGUAACGCAGCAUCCUAUCAAGCGAUGUAAGCACUUCGAAAUCGGGGGCGACAAGAAGGGCAAGAGCACGUCUCUGUUUUAAAUGAGUAGUUAUCGUCCGACGUCGAAGAUGGUCGCAAGCAGUGAGGGAGGAUCCCAUUUUGGAAUUUUCUCGGUUGUGCUCUGGCAUGUAGAUGAUGGCAAGAUGUAUGGUGGCACGCACGGCUGGCAUGUCGUGACGGCGUUUUCAGGAGGGCCGAUUCAGAUGAGGAUAGGUUGAUAACGUGACUUUGUUUCGCCAAUAUUCGAGGAUAUUAUUGUAAAAUGUUGAAACAUGGAAAGGGCUCGUGAAGAGCCGAGGUAUUUUUGGCCCUGGUAACGAGGAGCACAAACAGAUUGGAAACGACGUGCCGCAUUGCUCAUUGUUGUCUGGUUGUCAGGUUCAUUUCGACCUCCCGCCGCCGACUCCCCCGCCUCUUUCAGCUUCUUCCGCCUUACAUUCAUCUUGUUUCUCCAACCUCAGUUUCUUCGUUCUCUUUGUCUGCUCUCGGCUCCCCAUCGUCGUUAUUGUUCAUGUCUAUUACAAAUUUAAAGGCAAGCAGAGGGUAUGGUGAAGGAGCGAGAAGUCGAAGACGCGAAUGCGAAGACGAGGGAGAAGGGUGCGGAAGACGAGCGAGGAGGGGAUGGAGUCGUUUCCUUUCUCCUCCCCAUUGCUCGCUCUUCUGCUGAUGAGGGGGCCGUGGAAGGGCAAGAAGUAGAGCAGAGGGUGUGAAAAAAGAAGAUGACGAGAAGGCGAGGGAGUGUUCUGCUGCUGAGGGGGUGGUGUAGAGGGAGGGUGGUUUGGGCGGAAAAGGGUGAAAAGUAGGUAUCGAAACACAAGGGCGGGAGAGGGGAAGGUAGUGGUUGGGGGACAGAGGGAAAAGAAUACUAUAAACCGCAACGAUGAUGUCGCGUGGUGAUCUCUAUGUCUAAAACUGAGUGGGAAAAGAGUACUAUAAACCGUAACGAUGAUAUUUAGUGGUAAUGUAUAUCUGAAACUAACUCUUAAAGCUUAUGAUGCCGCGGGGAUCACGCAGCGCGCCGAUUAAUUUGGUUUGCCGCAAGUUCCGGCCUGUGGAUUUAGAUAUGGAGGGCCGGGAGUUCAAUCAGCGAAAAUGGGCAUCAACCCCCCCCUCUUCUCGCGCGCGCGCGAGUUAUAUAUAUGGCAUUACUUUGUCGAUCUUCGGGAGCAAAAAGUUCACUGAGCCAUUCCAAACCCUAAUCCGGAAGGGAAUAAAAACCUAUUGAAACG
This is a messenger RNA of Chara braunii, 1768 nucleotides long. The record is from the annotation of a GenBank genome assembly. NCBI's taxonomy places the organism in Eukaryota, Viridiplantae, Streptophyta, Charophyceae, Charales, Characeae.